UGUCUUAAUCAAUUUUCAGGUUUCUAUCAGCUGGAGACGCCAUCUAACGGCGCAUUGUUGAACCCGCUUUGACAUGUGACAAGCAGCUGUUCAAUCCCCGUACGUCAAACACCAGACGCUCCCGGUUUCAAAUUUUGAAAAACCAUUAAUAUGAAUUUUUCCAAGUGAAACACGUAAAUAAAUAAAAACUUUCAACAUUAUACAGGAAAAUGUCUUUGCCCUUAUCGAGCCUACGUAGGGCUCAACGGUACUGCACAGUUCUAAAGCCCUCGCAUAGGCUUAAGUCGUCCAGGGCGGCCCCCCGAUCAAUAACAUUAGAAAAAUCCUUAGAAGAGCCUGUAAUAGUAUUAAACCCAGACACUCAUGUUGACUUAAUAGGCCCCCCCGAUUCCCAGUCAAACUUAAGGCCGAUUAUUAGGAAAAUACUUGAUAACGAGACGGUUUUGCAGCAAAGGUUCCGGGAGACAGCCGAUAAGACCCAAAAAUGGAACCACGAGUUCUGGGCUUUGCAUAACAGCAACUUUAAAAAGGAGAAAGCCGCAUAUAUUAAGCAACACACGUCCGAUAGUAAGCCGCAACUGAACAUGGACGAAAUGAGUGAGUUUUAUAAGGGUUUUCUCGACAAGUACUGGAGGACCCAUUUAAGUUAUAAUUUCGAGUGGUAUUCUAAGAAUUUUACUUUGCUGGCUUUGGCCUUUAGGGUGGAAGUCGAAAGGCUCCGCCACAAGUAUUUGUUUUACCCUUUGAGGGCCGUCAAGUGGGCGAAAUAGUUUGAUUUAAUGAAUGUUGUUGUUACCGUUCAGAUGUGUUAUAAAUUAUUUAUUUUC
Molecule: messenger RNA, 827 nt
Organism: Anthonomus grandis grandis
Lineage: Eukaryota; Metazoa; Arthropoda; Insecta; Coleoptera; Curculionidae
Gene: Coa8
Product: COA8 family protein CG14806, mitochondrial
Exons: 3
Coding region: 210-770 (186 amino acids)
Biological process (GO): intrinsic apoptotic signaling pathway
Cellular component (GO): mitochondrion
Source: RefSeq, a predicted model, not a curated record